AUGGGGAGAGAUGGCCGCUUGAGGACCGUCCGAAUCCUGUUUGACUUCCUCUCCAACCUUGGACUACAGAAUUAUGAUACAAACAAAUUGACCCUUGAGCCUCUGUUGGAAGUCAACAUAAGAAGCCUAUCCGAAAAGGCCGUUUUAUCAGAGGAUGAAAUACCAUUUGAUUUCCUAAGCAAACUGUUCAAACUCAAUCCUGAGUGCAGAAAAUGUACAAAGGGGCUAAGUAAUCAUGGAACGACCGAAGCCACUCUUGACCAACUGGACAUUUACACUGCACCUGACUCAGUUCAUCCUCUUGACCUUAUAGUAGGUCUAUUUCUUUGCGCUGACACCUUCUUGCGACAGGAAAUGGCUCUUAAGAUGUCAUCAUGUCAGUUUUCUGUCCCACUGUUGUUGCCCCACUGCAACAACAAUCAAUCUACUCUGAUGUUAUGGACACUAAGAGAAAUUGUAAAAGAGUGGUGUCCACAUGAGUUGUCUCAGACAAGAGGAUUUGCGGAAAACAACAUUGUCCAAGAAGCGAUGCCAUUUUUUUCCUUUGUGAGGCUGAAAAACUGCAGUUUAUCCAAAUCUCAGUUCUUAAAUCACAUUCUCGGCAGUGGCCAACAGAAUCACAACAUGUUCAUACACAGAGACAUGGAAGGAGGGGCACAGAGAAGAAAAAUUGCAAAUACAUUGGUGGAGGUUGGCUGGUUCCUUCCUUGUGGGAGAGAAAAUAUUGACAUAUUCCCAGAGCCGAUUGCAUUCGCAAAUUUGAGAGGUGAUAUUUGUGAGUCGCUCACACAGUUUAGCUUCCUUUAUGAAGUGUCCAAUGCAAUCUUUGUUUUCUUGGACAAAGUUGAAGAAAAGGAGCAUCAAAUUCUGACAGCUCUUAAAGAUGCAAAAUCAAAACUCCAUUUUGUUGUUAAUCUCAAAGACAGAGCCUCUGCGGACAUAACGUCUGUCAAAAACACAGUGCAAGAACUGGCUUUACCAAACAGCAGCAUUAAAAUCAAAGACUCCAGGGAAAAUAUAGCUGAGUUUUCUCAGAAACUUUGUGCAACCAUCAAGAACUCACUGCACGAUGUGAAAAAAAAAUUGAGUAUUGAAAAUAUGUGCACAAAAGCAAUCGAACUAGGGCUGUCAGUGGAUGAAAACAUAACUCUUAACCAGAAAAGACCUGCUGAACAUAUCAUGAAGAGUAUUCGCGCACAACCUAUACAAGUUUGCAAAAAACAACAACUUCCUUUGCAGGGAGAAACUUGGAAGAAGUUAUCACAACUGGAGAAGAAGGAAUGUAGAAUGAAAGAUGUUGGCACAGGUGGCGGCGAGCAUUACAAAUCUCAGCUACAGAUAGAGAGAAAAAAGCUUUGGGAAGAGCAAAACAAGAAAAAACGGUCAAAAGGAAUGCAAGAUUUUAUUGACACCUUAGCAAAAAGCGACAAAGAAGGAAGACACUACUUCUUAAAAUGGAUGAAAUUUAUGUUAAAUACUCACUCUCGUGACACACUUACUGCGCUGCAAAACCAGUUCAAAGAGCAAUGCAAAAAUAAGGCUGUCCAACUAGAUUUGUUGGAAAGCUCUUUAGGAGUUGAGCAUUACAUGAGAGAAAUGGGACUUAACUAUGAGGUUUCCAAGCAGUUAGAUGAAGGUGACGAUACAUUGUCCUAUUUGCCUUCUGUAGCUGCUGAAAUGCUGCUUGAUGGAUAUCCAUUGGAGCUUUUGGAUGGAGAUGCUUCAAACAUCCCAGAGAAGUGGGUGACAGCCGUUUUAAUGGAGCUUCACAAGAAGGUCGGUGGCAAAAGCAGGCUGCUUGCGAUAUCUGUGUUGGGUGUUCAAAGUUCUGGAAAAUCAACACUUCUCAACACCAUGUUUGGUGUUCAGUUUCCAGUCAGCAGUGGCAGAUGCACAAGAGGCGCCUACAUGUUAUUCCUCAAAGUUGGAGAUGAUACCAAAGAGAAAUUGGGUUGCGACUUCAUUCUCCUCAUUGAUACUGAAGGUCUGAAAUCCCCUAAACUUGCACAACUAGAAGAUAGUUACGAGCAUGACAACCAGCUGGCGACCUUCGUCAUCGGAUUAAGUGAUGUCACCAUUGUAAACAUUGCAAUGGAGAAUGCAACGGAAAUGAAAGAUGUCCUGCAGAUUGCUGUCCAUGCUUUCUUGCGAAUGAAACAAAUUGGGAAAAAAACAGUUUGUCAUUUUGUCCACCAAAAUGUUGCUGGAGUGUCUUCUCAUGACAAGACCUUGACAGAGAGACGCCAUCUAUUGGAUCAGCUCAAUGAAAUGACAAAAAUUGCAGCUGAAAUGGAGAAACAGUCUACAAUUCAAGCAUUUACGGAUGUGCUCGACUAUGACUUAGAAAACAACAACUGGAACAUUCCAGGACUUUGGCAUGGAACGCCUCCAAUGGCACCAGUCAACACCGGUUACAGUGAGGCUGUAGCAGACUUCAAGAAAAAUCUUCUGGAGACCUUGGGAAAAGAAAAGCGAAAUGGCGUCGGAAAUAUCCCAGAUUUUCUUGAAUGGAUGCGUAGUGUGUGGAAAUCAGUCAAAUAUGAGAAUUUCAUCUUUAGUUUCAGAAACACACUAGUGGCCCAUGCUUAUGACAACUUGUGUAAAGAGUUUAGCCAGUGGAGAUGGGAGAUGCGCAAAGAAAUCCUCAACUAUCAGAGAGGAGCAGAGUCAGAAAUCUUAAAUGCUAACAAUGACGCUGAAUUGGACACAAUGAUCGAGAAGAAGAAAUCAGAACUAACUGAGGAAAUUAAAAAGCAGAAAAGCAAAUUGAAUGAGAAGCUGACAAACUAUUACAGAAGGACAGACAUACAUGUCAAUUUGAUUGAAAAAUACAGAGGUGACUUUUUCAGUACUAUCAGCAGUCUGUCAAAUGAGAUUCAAUCUUCAGUGAAAACUGAAUUGGACAGAACCCUUGAACGCAAAAUUGGCUUGCAAAAGGCGCAGGAUAUACAACAGAAUCACCGUGGUAUGAUUGAAAAAAGAGUCAUGAAACUUCUUCAUAACUUUAAAGACUUGAGCCUGUCUGAUGACCAACUGAGAAAGGAGUUUGAGAAAAUGUGGAAUGCAGCUACUGCCAAUAUACCCAGUCUGAAAGAACAAGAUAUACCUUCAAAAAUUUUGAGCCAACUAAUGGAAAAUUUCUUGAAUCGCAGCGUGAAUGAAAAUUUAGCCUAUAAUAAAAGCCUAACGGAUUUUGGAAUGGGACCAUUUGAGACCAGAAUGGAACAUCGAUCCAUACUUAAGAUAAUUAAGAAAUACUUCACAGGAAAAACAGACAUUUUUGCAAACGGUAUCAUCGAAUCAUCCACCCAAUAUGUUUUUGAUACAUGUAAGUCACAUGGUGACUACCAUGAUUCUUUCACAAGGAAUCUGCUACACAUGAUUGAUAAUAAGCUGAGUGAAGGUUCCAAGCGUCAUCAAACCACAAGUAAGUUUGAGAUCGACAUCAAACUUCAUAUUUGUGGCAUUGCUGCUAGAGAAUUCCUGAAGAUGCACCAAAGGUUCUUGUCAAAGAAUGACCCUCGAAAACAACUUGAAAUGUACAAGCAACAGUACUUGUCAGACUUUCUGGAUUUAUACAAGGAGACCGAUAAUUGCCAACGUAAAGCAAAGGCUUUUGUCCACCUUUGUAUCAAGCCAGCCAUUGUUGAUUACAUCAACGGAGCUUUGGGAAUUGACAUUGUGGACUACAUAUUGAAUAGCAGCCAUUCAAUAAAGUACAGUUCACGCUCUUAUUUCCAAUACAACAUUCAGAAAGAGUUAUUGGAGAAAGAUGACUUCGAGACUUUUGUCAAGUACAUUUUGUACUAUGAAACAUAUGUUAAACAUCAGAUUUUUCUUCAAAUCUGUCAAAAAAUGGACUUGGAAAACACGUUGUUCCAAUUAAAGAAGAAAAACUUGGAGGCUGUAAUUUCUAAAUUAAUCAAAGCAAUAAAUGAGGCCUCAAAUAAGGUACCAGAUGAAGAUGUGAACAUUUCAAAUCUCGUCAAUGAAAUGCGCCAAUCUCUGGUUAAAGACAUUGUAAUAUCAGAAGAAGCUCAAAAGAGCACUCUGUUUGAGAUCAAAAGCACAUGCCAUUCAUUUACACGAAGCUUCACUGAGUCUUUGAGUGAAUUGAAAGAAACACUCCUUGAUAAAUUCCUCGAAACUAAAGAUGUAACUGAAACUCUCGAGCAACUCACAAUAAAACCGCAGGAUGAGCUUUUCAAGCGAGUAGUCGGAUGUGGACACCAGUGCCCGUUUUGUGCCGUUCCUUGUGAAGCGGGUAGCGCAACACAUGAGAAACAUCAUGCAGCUGUGCAUCGACCACAGGCACUUAGAAGCUGCAGGAACACGAAAACUCAGAUACUUGUUGAAAAUUUGUGUACGACAGAUGUGCAGAGUGAUUGCUGCUUUCAAAAUGAAGACACAGAUGGAAAGUAUGUUCCUUACCGGGACUACCAUAUCCACUAUCCAAACUGGCAUAUUCCCCCAGACCCUUCAAUGGAAGCGUCCGAUUACUGGAAAUACGUACUGGUGCGCUACAAUGACCAAUUUGCAAAAAAGUAUGAUGCCAAGCCAGCCAAUGUUCCAGAGCCCUGGAAGAAAAUCACAAAGGAUCAAGCGCUGAAGGGUUUGAAGGAUGCUUUUAAUGUAAAAUAA
Messenger RNA from Nerophis lumbriciformis (worm pipefish), 4641 nucleotides. NCBI's taxonomy places the organism in Eukaryota, Metazoa, Chordata, Actinopteri, Syngnathiformes, Syngnathidae. The record is from RefSeq and is a predicted model, not a curated record.